CUCCGCGAACGCGCAAACAAUCUAUCUCUCUCCGGUUGAUUCAACAUCUAUACAACAUGGUUGCCAAGUCUCCUGCUUCGAAGAAGUCUACCAAGUCCUCCAAGGCCAAGUCUGCCGCUGCUACCGUCAAGAAGGCUUCCUACAAGAGCAUGAUCACUGAUGCUCUCGCUGCUUUGAAAGAGCGCAACGGCUCCAGUCGUCAAGCGAUCAAGCAGUACAUCAAGGAGAACUUCGAUGUCGACACUCCUGCCUUCGACAGACUGUUCAACAACGCUGUGAGGAACGGUGCCGACGAGGACUACUUCAUCCAGCCCAAGGGUCCCAGCGGUCCUCUCAAGUUCAACAAGAACUUUGGCAAGGAGGAGAGCCCUAAGCCUAUUGCUAAGAAGGCCGCUGAUGCUGCUAAGACCGCCAAGUCUACUGCUAAGACUGCCGUCAAGGAGGUCAAGAAGGCCGUUGCGGAACCCAAGAAGACUGCGACCAAGGCCAAGACUGCCGCCAAAAAAGUCACCAAGAAGGUCGAGGACCCUUUGAAGAAGGCCAAGGGCGGCCGUGUUACCAAGAACAGUGCUUCCAAGAAGACGGCCGGUAAGGUUGCGCCCAAGAAGGCUGCUACUCGCAAGACCACCGCUGCGAGGAAGGCUUAAAUGGAUAUGGUAAUG
Messenger RNA from Saitoella complicata NRRL Y-17804, 662 nucleotides. RefSeq lists its product as uncharacterized. The coding region runs from base 57 to 647 and encodes 196 amino acids. The transcript has 4 exons. Gene Ontology annotation, molecular function: double-stranded DNA binding; structural constituent of chromatin; nucleosomal DNA binding. Gene Ontology annotation, cellular component: nucleosome; nucleus. Lineage: Eukaryota; Fungi; Ascomycota; Saitoellomycetes; Saitoellales; Saitoellaceae. The record is from RefSeq and is a predicted model, not a curated record. Gene Ontology annotation, biological process: nucleosome assembly; chromosome condensation; negative regulation of DNA recombination.